Ziziphus jujuba (common jujube) is the source of this 997-nucleotide messenger RNA. Its product is annotated as GEM-like protein 4. The transcript is spliced from 4 exons. The coding region runs from base 76 to 756 and encodes 226 amino acids. NCBI's taxonomy places the organism in Eukaryota, Viridiplantae, Streptophyta, Magnoliopsida, Rosales, Rhamnaceae. The record is from RefSeq and is a predicted model, not a curated record.
CAUUUUCUCCCUCCCCUCACACAUUCAACAUAAAAAAUACAUAGCAAGUUUCAGCUCUCUCCAAUAUUCAUCAAAAUGGUAAAACAAAUUUCAGAGAAGGGCUUGGCUUUGUACCAAGCUGAGAGGUCUCCUAUGGUGUACUCACCCAGGCUACCUGCCUCCUCCCACUUCCAUGGAAUCCCCUCUCCUGUAAAUGGGCUCUCCAAUCCCAAACAAACAGGCAGAGAAGAUUCAGUGCUUAAUUGGAUAAACAUGAUUAGAACAAAAACUGACAAUUUUGCAAGAGGAAUCCAAAGACAUGUGAGAUUUGGGUCCAAGAUCACUGAAGCAGUGAAAGGGAGGUUGAGUAUGAGAGCAAGAAUUAUUCAAGUAGGUGGAGCUAAGAAAUUCUUCAGAAAGUCGUUCACUAUCAGAGAAGGAGAAGAACUUUUAAAGACUUGCAAAUGCAAUAUAUCAACAACUGCAGGGCCUAUUUCAGGCCUUCUUUUUAUCUCCACCCACAAGGUUGCCUUUUGCAGUGAAAAACCAAUCAAAUUCUCUUCUCCAAAAGGAGAUUUCCUUAGAGCCUAUUACAAGGUUGUGAUUCCUAUUAAGAGAAUUAAGAGAGUAGAUCAAAGUGAAAAUGUAAAACAGCCAUCACAAAAGUACAUAGACAUAGUCACAGUUGAUGAUUUUGAGUUCUGGUUUAUGGGUUUCUUAAAUUAUCAGAAAACUUUAAAAUAUUUGCAGCAGGAAAUCUCGCAAGGUUUGAAUUAAGUGGCAAAUAUUUUGGAACGAGAGGUAUUUCUUUCCUCUGCUUCAGCAUGUAUAUUCACAUGAAGUGGGGAGAGUUUAAUACAGAACCAUACCGUGUAUAAAUUUUGCUCAUUGGCUUUGAUUUUUAGGUAAAUCAGCCAAAGUUCUGUAGUUGUAUGUGGUUUUAUGAGAUAGAGAAAGAGGAAAUGCAAAUAUUUGAAUAAGUUCCUCAUUUUAUAUCCAGAAAGAAAUCAUUUUGUCA